UUAACAGAUCUUGUUCACGCUAGAGCUCGAAGAAGAUUUCAACGUGGUUUAAAACGUAAACCGAUGGGACUAAUUAAGAAAUUACGUAAAGCUAAAAAGGAAGCACCACCAUCCGAAAAACCUGCCGUGGUUAAAACUCAUUUACGUGAUAUGAUUAUUGUACCCGAAAUGAUUGGUUCAGUUAUUGGUGUUUAUAAUGGUAAAACUUUUAAUCAAAUUGAAGUUAAG
Molecule: messenger RNA, 228 nt
Organism: Dentiscutata erythropus
Lineage: Eukaryota; Fungi; Glomeromycota; Glomeromycetes; Diversisporales; Gigasporaceae
Source: the annotation of a GenBank genome assembly